CAAAGCGGACAGAUGGAAGAGUUAUCGCUAUCCACACGGCCAACUUUUCCUCCGCUACCGAGUCACCAUUCUCCACACCACUCACCCUUCCAGUUCACCGCGAAACGAACGCAUAGCGUGCGCCAUCGAAGGAAGAGGGCAAGGCUGCAGCCAAGACUAGCUUCAUCCGCAUCCAUGUCGCCAGCGCAGGACCCCGUGACGGGAGAAACCGGCAACGGCGCAUCGCGUGCCCGCCAUGCGCAUUCGCUGUCAGGCACCAUAGCGACACGACCGAGGCGGACAACCGCGCAGAGUGACAUCCAUGAGACAAUUCUGCACCCCGGAAAUGUGAAGAUUAACGUCCAGGGCGCAUUCAUCGUGGACGAGGAGCAGCCCGGGACCCCGCAGAGCGAAGAUUACGAGCACGACCCCAAAGAUAUUAGACUGCCAAACCACACAGCAGUCGUGAGCCACAUAGCAGUUGAUGUGAGUGCA
Molecule: messenger RNA, 474 nt
Organism: Macroventuria anomochaeta
Lineage: Eukaryota; Fungi; Ascomycota; Dothideomycetes; Pleosporales; Didymellaceae
Exons: 1
Source: RefSeq, a predicted model, not a curated record